Hemiscyllium ocellatum (epaulette shark) is the source of this 1737-nucleotide messenger RNA. RefSeq names its product mevalonate (diphospho) decarboxylase a (gene mvda). The record is from RefSeq and is a predicted model, not a curated record. Gene Ontology annotation, cellular component: cytosol. Lineage: Eukaryota; Metazoa; Chordata; Chondrichthyes; Orectolobiformes; Hemiscylliidae. Gene Ontology annotation, molecular function: diphosphomevalonate decarboxylase activity; ATP binding. The transcript is spliced from 11 exons. Bases 72 to 1265 code for a protein of 397 amino acids. Gene Ontology annotation, biological process: isopentenyl diphosphate biosynthetic process, mevalonate pathway; isoprenoid biosynthetic process.
GGAGUGGUGGUGGGGCAGGUGCGUGGUGUGAGAGUAGGCCUGCGGCAGCGGGUUGUUGCUUCUCUCGGGCGAUGGAUGAGGGGAGCAGGAUGUGGAUGGUGACUUGCACGGCCCCUGUCAACAUCGCUGUCAUCAAAUACUGGGGAAAACGAGAUGAAGAGCUGAUUUUGCCAAUUAAUUCCUCUCUAAGCGUUACGCUACAUCAAGAUCAGUUAAAGAGUACAACUACAGUAGCUGCAAGUCGGGAUUUUAAGGAAGACAGAAUAUGGCUAAAUGGAAAAGAGGAAAACAUCAACCACCCAAGACUGCAGACGUGCUUACGCGAAAUCCGCCGUCUAGCAAGAAAAAGAAGAACCAGCGGUGAUGGAAAUUCUAACACAUUAUCGCUCCACCAUAAAGUUCACAUCUGCUCUGUAAAUAACUUCCCUACAGCAGCAGGCCUGGCAUCCUCUGCAGCUGGUUAUGCUUGUCUGGUCUAUGCACUUGCCAAGCUGCAUGGUUUGGAAGGAGAGCUGUCUGAGAUUGCUCGCCAAGGGUCAGGAAGUGCCUGCAGAAGCAUGUAUGGAGGCUUUGUGCAAUGGAUGAUGGGAGUAAAAGAAGAUGGAAGCGAUAGUAUUGCCCAGCAAAUUGAGCCGGAAACUCAUUGGUCAGAGCUUCGAGUCCUUAUAUUAGUGGUCAGUGCGGAGCAGAAGCCAAUUGGUAGCACUGCUGGGAUGCAAACCAGUGUCAAGACCAGUCCAUUGCUGAAAUAUCGGACUGAAAUUGUUCCAGAACGAAUGAAAGAAAUGAUUGAUGCAAUCAAACGGCAAGAUUUUGAAACCUUUGGACAGCUAACAAUGAAGGACAGUAAUCAGUUUCAUGCAACAUGUCUUGACACCUUCCCUCCAAUCAUCUAUCUUAAUGAUAUUUCCAAACGCAUCAUUAACCUGGUACACAGAUACAACACCCAUUUUGGGGAGACACGGGUAGCAUACACAUUUGAUGCAGGUCCUAAUGCAGUCAUUUACGUACGGGAGCAGCAUGUGGAUGAGUUUGUGGAAGUUGUGAAACAUUACUUCCCUCCUGAAGAAAAUGGUGAACAAUUCCUGAAAGGUUUGCCUGUAAAUUCAGUAUCUGUAUCAGAGCAUCUGAAGUCCAGCAUCCAGAUGGAUUCAAUUAAGUCUGGAAUUCAAUAUAUCAUUAACACUCAGGUAGGGCCGGGGCCACAGUUGAUACAAGAUGCCAACCUUCACCUACUUGGAGAGGAUGGAUUUCCCAAGCAAUAGAGUCUAAAAGAAACCUUUCUGCAGUUAAAGGGAGAGCUAGGCACAACAUUCGACACUCUCCAGUCCCCUGGUACCACCCCCAUUGACAGUGAAGACGAAAAGAUCAUUGCCAACGGCUCUGCAAUUUCCUCUCUUGCUUCCCACAUAAUCCUAAGAUAUAUCCCGUCAGGCCUGGGGGACUUGUCUAUCCUCAAGUUUUGCAAAAUGCCCAACACAUCUUCCUUCCUAACAAGUAUCUCCUCUAGCUAACCAGUCCGUUUCAUACUCUGCUCUUCAACAAUACGGUCCCUCAUUUGUAAAUACUGAAGAAAAGUACUCAUUCAAGACCUCUCCUAUCUCUUCCGACUCAAUACACAGUCUCCCACUACUGUCCUUGAUCGGACCUACCCUCGUUCUCAUCAUUUUCAUGUUAAAUAAGUCUAAUAUUUUAAAUGUGUGAGAUUUUCUUGAAAAAUAAACUGUUACUUAUAAU